AGUCAAAAUUGUUGGAAAUUUCAAAAUUUAAGUUUUUAUUUUUUACUUUUUGCUCUCAAAAUUCCUUCGCAAGAUAAAAUUUUAUUUACAGUAUGACGACGUGGUAUAACAGCCCGCCUUCUUUUCUCCAAGAAGAGUUAUUCAAAAUCGCAAAACACUUGUUCCAACCUGGCAAAGGCAUCCUGGGAGCUGAUGAAUCCAUUGCGUCUAUGUCGAGAAAAUUUCAUAAAAUAGGGAUCGAGGACGGCGAGGAGACAAGGAGACAGUGGCGACAGUUGCUUUUCAAAACAGAGGGCAUAGAACAGUACGUUUCAGGGGUGAUUCUGUGCCCAGAGACCAUCGGCCAGGAAACGGACGAAGGAGUUAAGUUCGUCGAUUAUUUAAGGUCCAAAGGGAUAGUCUCAGGGGUGAAACUCGACAUGGGCAUGGUCCCAUUUGUGAGUUCGUUCUGCGAGCCGAUAACCGUCGGUUUGGAAAAUCUCUCUGAAAAAUGUGCUCUUUUCAAAAAGGAAGGAAUACAUUUUGCAAAAUGGCGGUGCGUUUUGAAAGUUGGCGCAACGACGCCGAGAUGGGUGACGAUCAAGGAAAACGCUAUCAUUUUAGCACGCUAUGCUACCAUUUGUCAGGAGAAUAGGCUUGUACCGAUAGUCGAGCCGGACAUAGAGCAAGAGGGAAAGCAUUCGUUGGAAAGAGGGCAAAAAGUUGCUGAAACUGUUUUCGCCCAGUUGUUCCAAAUGCUGCAACAAUAUCACGUCUUCUUCGACGGGAUGAUUCUCAAAGUCAACAUGGUCAGCGCCGGUAUGAUGUGUCCGAGAAUAUUCGACUCGGAUCAGAUUGCCAAAGCGACAAUGGAAGCAUUGACUAGAACGGUUCCUGCUGCUGUCAUGGGUAUAUCCUUCCUCGCGGGGAGCUUCGAGGACACGGAAGCGACCAAACACCUGAACGCGGUCGUACGCUGCGUCUCUCGAAGACCGUGGUAUAUCAAUUUUUCAUUUUCUAGAGCUUUGAGCUAUACCGUCCUCGACAUCUGGAGGGGAAACGUUGAGGCAAUAGAAGAAGCUCAGAAGCAACUGUUGCGAAGGCUCAAAGAUUGUUCACUCGCUAGCUUAGGGAAAUACAAUGAUAUAGAAGAGAUCAAACUACCGGAAGACGAGGAGCAAAUACCGACGCAUCAAUAUUACGAGAAUAUGCCAAGAAAUUUGUAAUAACAUGCGUAACCGUUUUUAUCAUUUUAUAACAACAAUACGCCAAACUUUCACAUUUGAGCCGCGAAGGAAACCUCAUUUGCAAGAAUGAAACUACUACGAUAAAAAUGUUUGCCACUACGUCGUCUUACUAUUCAGUCUGUAUUUUGCAUUCCUUGGUAAUAAAUGUUUAAUUUCACUUUAAAAAAAAUUAUACACAUAUGUUUUUAAA
Cimex lectularius (bed bug) is the source of this 1416-nucleotide messenger RNA. Its product is annotated as fructose-bisphosphate aldolase-like. Gene Ontology annotation, molecular function: fructose-bisphosphate aldolase activity. Gene Ontology annotation, biological process: glycolytic process; fructose 1,6-bisphosphate metabolic process. The record is from RefSeq and is a predicted model, not a curated record. The transcript is spliced from 7 exons. Gene Ontology annotation, cellular component: cytosol. Lineage: Eukaryota; Metazoa; Arthropoda; Insecta; Hemiptera; Cimicidae. Bases 93 to 1205 code for a protein of 370 amino acids.